AUGCUGUUGAACAACAUAAUCGCCUUGUUUGCUGCCUGUCUUAUGGGAUUCUGCAAAAUUGCGAACAGCUACUGGCUCCUGAUCUUCGGGAGAUUGGUUAUCGGCAUCAACUGUGGGCUUAAUAGCGCUCUGUGUCCAAUGUACUUGACGGAAAUUUCGCCGAUCAAUAUGCGAGGCAUGUUAGGCAGUGUCAAUCAGCUUGUUUCAGCGAUUGCGAUUUUGGUCGCUCAAGUGCUGAGCAUGAAUCAAGUGUUGGGGAAUGAACAUAUUUGGCCCAUUGCGCUUGCAUUCACCGCCGUACCGGCCAUUUUUCAGCUAAUUCUUUUGCCUUUCUGUCCGGAAAGUCCAAAAUAUUUACUGGCUACGAAGAAUCAGCCUGAAAAAGCGAGGCUAGGUAUGUUAUAUUCGACGCAUGUUAAUUAUCCUGGUGUCUGAAU
This is a messenger RNA of Soboliphyme baturini, 437 nucleotides long. The record is from the annotation of a GenBank genome assembly. Lineage: Eukaryota; Metazoa; Nematoda; Enoplea; Dioctophymatida; Soboliphymatidae.